Capsella rubella is the source of this 1454-nucleotide messenger RNA. Its product is annotated as (S)-2-hydroxy-acid oxidase GLO2. Gene Ontology annotation, molecular function: FMN binding; oxidoreductase activity. Gene Ontology annotation, cellular component: peroxisome. NCBI's taxonomy places the organism in Eukaryota, Viridiplantae, Streptophyta, Magnoliopsida, Brassicales, Brassicaceae. Bases 124 to 1227 code for a protein of 367 amino acids. The record is from RefSeq and is a predicted model, not a curated record. The transcript has 12 exons.
UCCAAAAACAAAUAUUUUUUUAACAUAUAACCAAAUAUAAAAGUUGGUUUAUAUAUGAUAUAAGCUCUCAGUCACACCCUUCAUCUCUCUCCAGAGCUAUCUCAUCAAGACCAACACCGAAAGAUGGAGAUCACAAACGUUACCGAGUAUGACGCAAUCGCAAAGCAGAAGUUGCCUAAGAUGGUAUACGACUACUAUGCGUCUGGUGCAGAAGACCAAUGGACUCUUCAAGAAAACAGAAACGCUUUUUCAAGGAUCCUCUUCCGGCCUCGGAUUUUGAUUGAUGUGAACAAGAUUGAUAUGGCAACAACCGUCUUGGGGUUCAAAAUCUCGAUGCCGAUCAUGGUUGCUCCUACUGCCAUGCAAAAGAUGGCUCACCCUGAUGGGGAAUAUGCUACGGCUAGAGCUGCCUCUGCUGCUGGAACCAUCAUGACACUAUCUUCAUGGGCUACUUCGAGUGUUGAAGAAGUUGCUUCUACAGGGCCAGGGAUCCGAUUCUUCCAGCUCUAUGUAUACAAGAACAGGAAGGUGGUUGAGCAGCUCGUGAGAAGAGCUGAGAAAGCUGGUUUCAAAGCCAUUGCUCUCACUGUAGACACCCCAAGGCUAGGUCGCAGAGAGUCAGAUAUCAAGAACAGAUUCACUUUGCCUUCAAACCUGACAUUGAAGAACUUUGAAGGUCUGGACCUUGGAAAGAUGGACGAGGCCAAUGACUCUGGCUUGGCUUCAUAUGUUGCUGGUCAAAUUGACCGUACCUUGAGCUGGAAGGAUGUCCAAUGGCUCCAAACAAUCACCAACUUGCCAAUUCUUGUCAAGGGUGUUCUUACAGGAGAAGAUGCAAGGAUAGCGAUUCAAGCUGGAGCCGCAGGGAUCAUUGUGUCAAACCAUGGAGCUCGCCAGCUUGACUAUGUCCCAGCCACAAUCUCAGCCCUUGAAGAGGUUGUCAAAGCGACGCAAGGACGAGUCCCUGUCUUCUUGGAUGGUGGUGUUCGACGUGGCACAGAUGUCUUCAAGGCACUUGCACUUGGAGCCUCAGGGAUAUUUAUUGGAAGACCAGUGGUAUUCGCACUAGCUGCUGAAGGAGAAGCUGGAGUCAGAAAGGUGCUUCAAAUGUUACGUGAUGAGUUCGAGCUAACCAUGGCACUAAGUGGGUGCCGGUCACUGAGUGAAAUCACCCGCAACCACAUUGUCACUGAAUGGGAUACUCCACGGCAUUUGCCAAAGUUAUAGAGAAAAAAAAAAAACAAAAAAAAAACAACAACAACACAGAGCAUGUAAUGCCUAAACCUAUUCAUAUUUUGAUUGAUCGAUCACAUGGCUUUUACUCUGUUUUUUUUCUUUCUUUCAUAAUAUAUCUCAAGACUUGUUUUUCCCUGUAUUGAAACACAAACAAUGGCUAUUCUCUGUAAUGCUAUUUGGCGACUUCUACCUUCUGUUCAUUCUUCUUGUUUGUACAA